UCAAAUUGAGAAUUGAUCCUUUUGAUACAAUGCCAGUACUGAAAAUAUUGAUACUUUAGGAUCGAUCCACCCAUCCCUACUAAACUGGCAACACUGUAUUCUAGACGCUACCACUGACAGGUCAUGAUGUCGGCCGGGGUGGAGUACCGCUCUAUUUUUGAUUACUGCCAAGUGGACGGGGUACUAAACGGGCUCCGAGAUGUGACCGACGUCAAGGAACAACCUUCCCUCUCCAACAGCGUUUUAUCUUCAGUUAGUCAAGUGACAGCCAAAGCUUCCCUCCCGCCCUUCUGCUCCCGAGGAGCAGAACUGUGCCCAAAUGAGGGUAGUGUGGAUAACGACCAGAGAGAGGACAGUCUCGCAAGGGAGGGAGCAGACAUGAUGGCCUGCUCAGCUUGCCAGUGUCACUUUGACUGCCGCGAUGAGCAGAUGGAGCAUUACAAACUUGACUGGCACCGAUUUAACCUGAGGCAAAGGAUUGUGGGGCUUCCACCUGUCACAGUGGAGGAGUUUGAGAGGAAGAUGGGUACCGAGGACAUGUCCAGUAUCUCAGGUACAGACUCUGACUCUAAGGACUCAUCCAGUGACUGGGCUGUGGAUGACCCUGAGGUUAUCCCAGCUGAGAGUGAUGGCUAUCUGGCGGCAGAGUCUUCCAGCCGGCUGUCAAAAAAGGCAGUGUUCCAGAACACCCAGGGACAGUAUCUGGCCGUGUUCCGCUGCAUGCUCCAGGCAAAGUCCAAUGUAGAGGUGGACUUGGUGCCUGCUCUCCAGAGUGUCAGCAGCAAGGCUGUGUGGAUCAUUCUCAUGACAGGUGGAGGCCACUUUGCUGGGGCUGUCUUUCAAGGGAGAGAUGUUUUGCAACAUAAGACGUUCCACCGCUACACGGUGCGCGCCAAGCAUGGAACCGCCCAGGGUCUCCGUGACGCCAAGGACCGUAGCCACACCCCCAAAUCAGCCGGCGCUGCCUUGAGGCGCUACAACGAGGCUGCACUCAUUAAGGAGAUCAAGGACCUGCUGGAGGGCUGGGCUGAGCACCUGACAGAAGCCAGCCUGAUAUUCCUCCGAGCUCCCAGUUACAACAAAAACAUCUUCUUUGGUGGGCGUACAGCUCCCUUGGACAAGAAAGACAUCCGGAUCCGCACGCUGCCCUUCGCCACACGCAGAGCCACCUUCCGAGAGAUCAAGAGAGUACACGAGAUGCUGUCCACUAUUCAUGUUUACGGUAAAGAAACAGACGUCUAUGACAUCCUCAAUCCUUCUAAGAAGGUUUGGAGGAAGAAGGUAGCCAAGCCGAGACCUCGUCCGGACCCGGAUCAAGACCACACCGCUCUCCCUGCAGAAAGGGAGGGAAACGACAAGGAGGGAGAGGUUGUGGAGCUGGAGGUGGCGGAGGUGAAGCUGAGCAUGCUGGAUCUGCGGGAGCUCCAGCCCUCCAGACACAGGAAGAGGAGGAGGAAGAGGAGGAUGGAGGGGUGCAGGGGAGAGGCAGAAGGCAGCAGGGCAGAAGAGGAGGAGAAGGAAGAGGAGUCAGAGACGGUAGGGGUGGAGGAAAACAAGGACAAACCAGGGAGGAACAGAGACGGGUGGAAACCAAACGAAAAGACACAACUUGAGGAAGAGGAGAUGAAUGAGUCAUGGGAGUAUGGCCUCAGGGAUGCCCUCUACACAGCCUGUAAGGUCGGGAAUGUUGACGCCCUGCUCUGCCUUCUGCAGCUGCAUCCAGAAACUGGCGACCAGGGAGAAGAGAGGAAGGAGGCCCAGGGGGGAGAGAGGACAGAGAACCAGGAGCUCCAGAAGGAUGGCUCCCCCUCAGAGAGUCCUGGCGUCCGGAGCCCCCUCACCCUCCUCAACAGGCCCAUCAACUCGUCGGGCUUCACCUUGCUGCACGUGGCUUCGUCUGCAGCCCAGAGAGCCGUGGUCAGGCUGCUGAUGGAGGCUGGAGGAGAUCCUGCCUGCAGGGAUAAGAAGGGCCAGACUCCCUAUUUGGUAGCACCUGGGAAGGACACCAGGAAUGUGUUUCGCAAAUACAUGGCCGAGAACCCUGACAAGUAUGAUUACAGCCAAGCACAGGUUCCAGGGCCGCUCACAGUAGAACUGGAGUCCAAACAGACAGAGAAGAAAAAGGCACAGAAAGCUGCAAAGAAACAGAGAGAGAAGGAGCAGAAGGAGGAGAGAAGGAAACAGGAGUUGGAGGUGGAGGAGAAGAGAAGGUUUGCAGCUCUCAGCGAUCGAGAAAAGAGAGCCUUGGCAGCAGAGAAAAGGCUGGCAGAACAGAGCGCUUCAACAGGGGCCACCCGCUCCAACACCAGACGGUGUUGGCAGUGUGGAGAGUCUCUCCUGGACAAGGUCCCAUUCCAGUACCUGGACUUCACCUUCUGCACGCCUCACUGUGUCCAGACUCACCGCAAGGCCAAGACCUGACAUGUCACUCGGCCCCAGCCUCAGGCCCUAACACUGCUUAACCAGCAGUGGGUGCCAACGGCAAAGCACUGUCCACUUCAGCAGACCUGUAAACUAGCAUUUUCACAGUGCUUUCAUGGUCUCAGAGUAGUCUAAUAUGCCUGAAUGCAUGUUGGAGCUGUAAGUUGGUAACUAAACAAUAUAAUACUGUGUCAGGAAUGAAUUGACAGUAAAGACAUUGUAAUAAGUGCAAAAACAUAAUUUAUUUACAGUAAUAAGUCAAAAGCAUCCAAGGCACAGCAACUUUAAUAAAAUCAAGGCAAUAAAAAUGAACUCAACACUAUCUUGUAGUUCUUCAUACCUCCUGACUUCCAGCUGAAAAGCAUACAUGUUCAUGUUUGUGUUUUAGGUUUGACUAAAAGCUACUGUGUUGCAAGAGAUUCAGAAACCUGAGUCUGGGUGCUACGUUUAAUAGACAGAAUGCACAGACUGAUAAGAUUUAAUUUAUAGUUCUUGAUAAACAGAUUGAUCACCUGGCUCAUCUGUCUGUCAUGGCAAAACUCCCUGGACUAACGCCUGGGACACACUGGCUGCGAAGCGUCUGGACGUGCCGCGCAGCGCUACGAUCGGCUACGACUGAGCAAAAGCUGUUCACACCAGACGCGCAUUUCUCCGUGCCGGUCACCAAGCCUUUCAGCUACUCUGAGCUUUCCUUUACGCUGACAUGGUACAUAAACAUGGCAUUGGCUAUAUCCCAGCAUUGAUCCUUAUCUACGUUGUCCUUGUAAAAUUGUUUCUGACAUACAACAACUCCCUGUGCUUUUCAACUUCGAGAAUUCAUUUGAUGCUGAUUUUAGAAAUCGACUUGGGGGUUCUUUCUCGGUAGGCUAUGUCUGCGUGUGUGUUGUGUGCAACGCGUGACAACUCGUUUCUCUCAAACAAACAAAACAACUACGGGCAUGCUAGCUCAACGGAUCAAUCCAUUUAUUUUCAUUCGUUUUCAUCAGGGUAACCACAUGUAAAGGAAGUUCGUUACCAACAUUGUGUAAUUAUAAAGUCUACAACUUUACAAAUGUUCACCGUAGUCUACAAUUAAUGGAGUAAAAUCUUAAUAACACGUUUUUUUAUUCAAAUAUAUCAACUAAUAUGGUGUAUUUCAUCAUCCUGCAGCCGAUUUCGGAAGCGUCUCGCGAAAAAAUUCCACCAGCUGCCGAAACGAUCGCUGCAGAUCGCGGCGCUUCGCAGCCAGUGUGGUCGGUCCCAUUUGAUAACAUGAGCGCCGAAAGAAAAAAGGAGGCGCUUCAAGGCGCGUCGCAGCAGAUCGCAGCCGAUCGCAGGCAGUGUGUCCCAGGCGUAAGGAGCAGGUCUCCAAGUGACAAGUAGUGUUCCAGCGGCGUCUCCAGAUAUUUUUGCCAGGGCUGCAGCCCCCGAACAUUUUGAGUUUAGCCCCAAAUAUAAUUCUUAUACCUCAACAAAAAAAAAGUGUGUGAUGUGAGUUUUUGUAACAUGAUGUAACAGUCUGUCAAAAUAAAUGAUGUAACAGUCUGUCAAAAUAAAUGCAGUGUCUCUGCAUGUCAGUGAUCGUCUCUAGCUCCGAGUGACACUAGUGAGUGACAGUGGGAAGAGGCCAGAGGAGAAAUAGCAGAACGUAUGCAAAAACAACUGGGUAUUUUGGGAUUUUUCCAAAAGAGGAGUAAAGAUAAGAAUCUAGCUUAUAAAUACAUUUUUGAAAUUGCCUGUUGAUGUAUGAUAUCGGAUUUGGCACCUACAGUCAUGAUAAUGAGUAACAAUGUUCAUAU
Messenger RNA from Osmerus eperlanus (European smelt), 4199 nucleotides. It is a transcript of the gene ankzf1, whose product is annotated as ankyrin repeat and zinc finger peptidyl tRNA hydrolase 1. The transcript is spliced from 15 exons. NCBI's taxonomy places the organism in Eukaryota, Metazoa, Chordata, Actinopteri, Osmeriformes, Osmeridae. The record is from RefSeq and is a predicted model, not a curated record. Gene Ontology annotation, molecular function: protein binding. Bases 124 to 2421 code for a protein of 765 amino acids.